CCAACAAAAUGGCGGCGGCGGCGGCGUCGCUUUGUUUCCGCGGUUCCUGCGGCGGUGGCAGUGGUAGUGGCCUUUAAGCUGUGGGGUGGACCCAGAACCAGCUGUAGUGCCGACUAGGAGUCCAGUGCACUUCUAUCAUAACCCGGCGCCGGGGAGCGCACAGCGGCGCCCUAGGGUCGCUGAAGUCGACGAGGCAUUGAAGCGAAAACAUGACUGCUGAGCCCAUGAGGUAAAACACAGGUUCCGGCAUUCUGGGCCUACUUUCCUUCGCAGUUAGGUGUUUGGAAAGCUUUUGGCUUGGUAGGCCCGACCUGUGUGUUGCUUAGGGAAAAAGACAUCUGUUUUUAGUGAAAGCAAGUUGAAUACAUUGGUACAGAAACUUCAUGACUUCCUGGCACAGUCCUCAGAAGAAUCUGAAGAAACAAGUUCCCCUCCAAGACUUGUGAUGAACCAAAGCACAGAAAAAAGCAGUGGUUCUGGAACUAGUUCUGAUAUAAUGGAAAACAACAAAGAGGAGGGAGCUAGCUCUUCAGAAAAGUCAAAAUUGUCAGGAGCUUCUCGAUCAAAGAGGAAACCCUCAGUUGUAACCAAGUAUGUAGAAUCUGAUGAUGAAAAACCCUCGGAUGAAAAUGUAAAUGAAGAUGCUUCUAAUGAAAAUUCAGAAAGUGAUAUUGCUAUACAAAGCUUGCCAAAAGGUACAGUGAUUGUACAACCAGAGCCAGUGCUGAAUGAAGACAAAGAUGAUUUUAAAGGGCCUGAAUUUAGAAGCAGAAGUAAAAUGAAAACUGAAAGUCUCAAAAAACGCGGAGAAGAUGGUCUUCAUGGAAUUGUGAGCUGUACAGCUUGUGGACAACAAGUCAAUCAUUUUCAGAAAGAUUCCAUUUAUAGACACCCUUCACUGCAAGUUCUUAUUUGUAAGAACUGUUUUAAAUAUUACAUGAGUGAUGAUAUUAGCCGUGACUCAGAUGGGAUGGAUGAACAAUGUAGAUGGUGUGCAGAAGGUGGUAAUUUGAUUUGUUGUGACUUUUGCCAUAAUGCUUUCUGCAAGAAAUGCAUUCUCCGCAACCUUGGUCGAAAGGAACUGUCUACAAUAAUGGAUGAAAACAACCAAUGGUAUUGCUACAUUUGUAACCCGGAGCCUUUGUUGGACUUGGUCACUGCAUGUAACAGCGUAUUUGAAAAUUUAGAACAAUUGUUGCAACAGAACAAGAAGAAGAUAAAAGUUGAAAUUGAAAAGAGUAAUAAAGUAUAUGACCAUACACCUAGAUUUUCUCCCAAGAAAAGUAGUUCUAAUUGUAAUGGAGAAGAAAAGAAAGUAGAGGAUUUAUGUUCUGGUUCUGUGACCUAUACAUACUCAGCACUAAUCGUGCCCAAAGAGAUGAUUAAAAAGGCAAAAAAGCUGAUUGAGACCACAUCUAGCAUGAACUCCAGUUAUGUUAAAUUUCUGAAACAGGCAACAGAUGAUUCAGAAAUCAAUUCUAUUGUUAAGUUACGUCAGCUUAAGGCUUUCAAAUCUGUAUUGGCUGAUAUUAAGAAAGCUCAUUUUGCAUUAGAAGAAGAUUUAAACUUUGAGAUUAGUGCUUUGGAUGUUGUAAAUGAGAAAAAUACCAAAGAACAUAAAAUCAUAGACUGUAAGUCUGAAACAAAAAUACGUAAAGGAGACAAAUCCUGUACUUUGGAGAAAAGGGAUAUUUCAAAGUCAGAGGCUAAACUGUCAAGAAAGCAUUUAGAUAGUGAGUGUGUGGAUCAGAAUGUUACAGCAGAGGAACAAAGAGGACAUAAAAGCACCAGUGGUGAACAUAAGAAAUAUGAUAAAAAAGAACCUCAGUAUGAACCUGCUAAUACUUCUGAAGACUUAGACAUGGACAUUGUGUCAGUUCCCUCUUCAGUUCCAGAAGAUAUUUUUGAAAACCUUGAGACUGCUAUGGAAGUUCAGAAUUCAGCUGAUUAUCAUGGAGAUGGCUACAGUGGAACUGAGCAAGAAAUGGAGAAUCCUUCUGUAAAAUUAAAUACCACUUCAAAAGACAACAGAGGCUCCAUUAAAUCAAAAACUAAAGUAACAAAAGAAUUGUAUGUUAAACUUACCCCUGUUUCUCUUACAAAUUCCCCCAUUAAAGGUACAGAUUGUCAAGAAGUUCCACAAGAUAAAGUUGGUAAUAAAAGUUCUGAUCUUAAACCCAAGCCAGCAAAUUGUGAACUUGCACAGGAAAACAAUGAUAGUGAGCACUUAAUUGAAAGUGAAGUUCCAUUGGUUUCUGAAGAAUCUGAUCUUAGAAGAUCCCCACGUGUAAAGACUACCCCUUUGAGAAGACAGACAGAAACUAACCCUGCAACAUCUAAUUCAGACGAAGAAGGUAAUGAAACCGUUAAGGAGAAACAAAAACUAUCAGUUACAGUGCGAAAGAAAGAUAAGCGGAAUUCUUCUGAUAGUAGUACAGAUAAUCCUAAACCUAAUAAAUUGCCUAAAUCUAAGCAGUCUGAGAUUGUGGAGCAGAAUUCAGAUUCUGAUGAAAUGUUAGCAAUCCUAAAAGAGGUAUCCAGGAUGAGUCACAGUUCUUCUUCAGACACUGACAUUAAUGACACUCAUACAAAUCAUGAGAACACUUUGUAUGAUUUAAAAACUCAAACCAAGAAAGACGGUAAAGGAAAAAGGAAGCGAAAGAGUUCUACUUCUGGUUCAGAUUUUGAUAUAAAAACAGGAAAAUCAGCUAAAAGGUCUAUAAUUUCUAAAAAGAAACGACAGAACCAGUCUGAAUCUUCCAACUAUGACUCAGAAUUAGAAAAAGAGAUAAAGAGUAUGAGUAAAAUUGGGGCUGUGAGAACAACCAGAAAAAGAGUUCCAAAUAAAGAAGUUUAUGAUUCUUCUGAAGAUGAAAAACACAACAAAACGGGAUUAGAUAAACCAGGACAGAAAAGUUUGAAGUCUGCACAAGAAGGGUCAUCUGAUGAUGCUGAAAGAAAACAAGAGAAGGGAAAUUGCUCUUUAGUAGAAGGCACAGCUGAUAAAGACAAGAUCACCAUGGAAUUAAGAGAUAGACUUUCUAAAAAACAGUUGCCAGGUGUCUCCUCUGAUAGUGCUUAUAAGCCAAUUUCUGGGAAAGAAGAGAGUUUCAAUUCUCCAGAAGACACAAAGAUUGAUGAAACUAAAGAAAAGAGGAAACAUCUAAAAACCAAAACAUGUAAGAAAGUACAGAGUGGUGGGUCUGUUGCGGAGGAAUCUCCAAAGAAAGAGUUGAGUGAUGAAUCCUCUGAUGAUGAUAAAAAGGAGAACAAAAAAGGAGCUGAGCAUAAAGGAAAGAAAACUAUGGACUUCAAGAAAAAAGUAAUUAAAGUGGAACAGCAAUAUGAAUCAUCAUCGGACGGCACAGAGAAGUCACCUGAUAGAGAAGAAACCUGUCAUUUUCCCCAAAGCAUAAAACAAAGCAAGAAUGACACAACUAAUGGAGAAAAGAAAAGUAAAAAAAUAAAAGAUAAAACUUCUAAAAGGAAGGAUGAUUUUUCUGAUAAUACGGAGAAGUCACCAGGGAAAAUAGAUAGUGGUGAUUCUUCAGAAGAUAAAAGGAGUAAAAAUGGAGCUUCCAGUAGAGAGAAGAAAAAAAGCGGUAAUUUGUCUGAAAAGAGUCCAGGGAAGAGACAAGAUGGUUCGUCAACUGAUACUGAGAAAUAUUCCAUAAAGGAAGAGCGUUGUGAUUCUUCUGCUAAAAGACUGAAAAGAAUAGAAUUGAGGGAAAGACGGAAUUUAAAUUCAAAGAGAAGUACCAAGGAAGUACAGAGUGGCUCAUCGUCUUCUGAUGCUGAAGAAAGUUCUGAAGAUAAUAAAAAACCAAAGCAAAGAACUCUAGCUAAGAAAAAGACAGGAAGUGUUAAGGAGAAAAUGAAAAAUUCUGUACGAACAAGCACUAAAAGGAAACAAGCUGACAUUAUUUCCUCAUCUUCUUCUGAUAUUGGAGAUGAUGAUCAUAAUUCUGUAGGUGAGGGGAGCAGUGAUGAACAGAAAAUUAAACCUGUGAAUGAAAACUUAGUGCUGUCUUCUCAUACUGGAUUUUGCCAAUCUUCAGGAGAUGAAGCCUUAUCUAAAUCAGUGCCUGUCACAGUGGAUGAUGAUGAUGAUGACGACAAUGAUCCUGAGAAUAGAAUUGCCAAGAAGAUGCUUUUAGAAGAAAUUAAAGCCAAUCUUUCCUCUGAUGAAGAUGGAUCUUCAGAUGAUGAACCAGAAGAUCAAAAAAAGAGAACUGGAAAACACAAUGAAGAAAACCAUGGGGAUGAUGAAUCAAAAAAUCAUGUCAAUUCUGAAUCAGAUUCAGAUUCUGAAGAAUCUAAGAAACCAAGAUUCAGGCAUAGGCUAUUGAGGCAUAAAUUGACUGUGAGUGAUGGAGAAUCUGGAGAAGAAAAAAAGGCAAAGUCUAAGGAGCACAAAGAAGCUAAGGGCAGAAAUAGAAGAAAAGUGAGCAGUGAAGAUUCUGAAGAUUCUGAUUUUCAGGAGUCAGGAGUUAGUGAAGAAGUUAGUGAAUCUGAAGAUGAACAGCGACCCAGAACAAGGUCUGCAAAGAAAGCAGAGUUGGAAGAAAAUCUGCGUAGUUAUAAGCAGAAAAAGAAACGGCGACGUAUUAAGGUUCAAGAAGAUUCAUCUAGUGAAAACAAGAGUAAUUCAGAAGAAGAUAAAGAAGAAGAGGAGGAUGAGGAAGAAGAAGAUGAAAAUGAUGAUUCCAAGUCUCCUGGAAAAGGCAGAAAGAAAAUUCGGAAGAUUCUUAAAGAUGAUAAGCUAAGAACAGAAACACAAAAUGCUCUUAAGGAAGAAGAAGAGAGGCGAAAACGUAUAGCUGAGAGGGAACGGGAGAGAGAAAAAUUGAGAGAGGUGAUUGAAAUUGAAGACGCUUCACCUACCAAGUGUCCAAUAACAACAAAGUUGGUUUUAGAUGAAGAUGAAGAAACUAAAGAACCUCUAGUGCAGGUUCAUAGUAAUAUGGUUAUCAAAUUGAAGCCCCAUCAAGUAGAUGGUGUUCAGUUUAUGUGGGACUGCUGUUGUGAGUCUGUUAAAAAGACAAAGAAAUCUCCAGGUUCAGGAUGCAUUCUUGCCCACUGUAUGGGCCUUGGUAAAACUUUACAGGUUGUAAGUUUUCUUCAUACAGUCCUUUUGUGUGACAAAUUGGAUUUCAGUACAGCUUUAGUGGUGUGUCCUCUUAAUACUGCUUUGAAUUGGAUGAAUGAAUUCGAGAAGUGGCAAGAAGGAUUAAAAGAUGAUGAGAAACUUGAGGUCUCUGAAUUAGCAACUGUAAAACGCCCCCAGGAAAGAAGCUAUAUGCUACAGAGGUGGCAAGAAGAUGGUGGUGUUAUGAUCAUAGGAUAUGAGAUGUACAGAAAUCUUGCUCAAGGAAGAAAUGUAAAGAGUAGGAAACUUAAAGAAAUAUUUAAUAAAGCUUUAGUUGAUCCAGGCCCUGACUUUGUAGUUUGUGAUGAAGGUCAUAUUCUAAAAAAUGAAGCAUCUGCUGUUUCAAAAGCUAUGAAUUCUAUACGAUCGAGGAGGAGGAUUAUUUUGACAGGAACACCACUUCAAAACAAUCUCAUUGAGUAUCAUUGCAUGGUUAACUUUAUCAAGGAAAACUUACUUGGAUCUAUUAAGGAGUUCAGGAAUCGAUUUAUAAAUCCAAUCCAAAAUGGUCAGUGUGCAGAUUCUACCAUGGUGGAUGUCAGAGUGAUGAAAAAACGUGCUCACAUCCUCUAUGAGAUGUUAGCUGGAUGUGUUCAGAGGAAAGAUUAUACAGCAUUAACCAAGUUCUUACCUCCAAAACAUGAAUAUGUACUUGCUGUGAGAAUGACUUCAAUUCAGUGCAAACUCUAUCAAUACUAUUUAGAUCACUUAACAGGUGUAGGUAAUAGCAGUGAAGGUGGUAGAGGAAAAGCAGGUGCAAAACUUUUCCAAGAUUUUCAGAUGUUAAGUAGAAUCUGGACUCAUCCUUGGUGUUUGCAGCUGGACUAUAUUAGCAAAGAAAAUAAGGGCUAUUUUGAUGAAGACAGCAUGGAUGAAUUUAUAGCUUCAGAUUCUGAUGAAAGUUCCAUGAGUUUAAGUUCUGAUGAUUUUACAAAAAAGAAGAAAACAAAGGGGAAAAAAGGGAAAAAAGAUAGUAGCUCCAGUGGCAGUGGUAGUGACAAUGAUGUUGAAGUGAUUAAAGUCUGGAAUUCAAGAUCUCGAGGAGGUGGUGAAGGAAAUGUGGAUGAAACUGGAAACAAUCCUUCAGUUUCUCUAAAGUUAGAAGAAAGUAAAGCUACUUCCUCAUCUAAUCCAAGCAGCCCUGCCCCAGACUGGUAUAAAGAUUUUGUCACAGAUGCUGAUGCUGAGGUUUUGGAGCAUUCUGGAAAAAUGGUACUUCUGUUUGAAAUUCUUCGAAUGGCAGAGGAAAUUGGUGACAAAGUCCUUGUUUUCAGCCAGUCUCUCAUAUCACUGGACUUAAUUGAAGAUUUUCUUGAUUUGGCUAGUAGAGAAAAGACAGAAGAUAAAGAUAAACCUCUUAUUUAUAAAGGUGAAGGGAAGUGGCUCCGAAACAUUGACUAUUACCGUUUAGAUGGUUCUACUACUGCACAGUCAAGGAAAAAAUGGGCUGAAGAAUUUAAUGAUGAAACUAAUGUGAGAGGACGAUUGUUUAUCAUUUCUACCAAAGCAGGAUCUCUUGGAAUUAAUCUGGUAGCUGCUAAUCGGGUGAUUAUAUUUGAUGCUUCUUGGAAUCCAUCCUAUGACAUACAAAGUAUAUUCAGAGUUUAUCGCUUUGGACAAACUAAACCUGUAUAUGUAUACAGGUUCUUAGCUCAGGGAACUAUGGAAGAUAAGAUUUAUGAUCGGCAAGUAACUAAGCAAUCACUUUCCUUUCGAGUUGUUGAUCAGCAGCAAGUGGAACGUCAUUUCACUAUGAAUGAGCUUACUGAACUUUAUACCUUUGAACCAGACUUAUUAGAUGAUCCUAAUUCUGAAAAGAAGAAGAAAAGGGACACACCCAUGCUGCCAAAGGACACAAUACUUGCAGAACUUCUUCAGAUACAUAAGGAACACAUUGUAGGAUAUCAUGAGCAUGAUUCUCUUUUGGACCACAAAGAGGAAGAAGAGUUGACUGAAGAAGAAAGAAAAGCAGCUUGGGCUGAGUAUGAAGCAGAGAAGAAGAUACCACAAGAGAUCCAGGGAUUCAGAAGGGGGAAAGGAGAAAAUCUAAGGGGACUGACAAUGCGUUUCAACAUACCAACUGGGACCAAUUUACCCCCUGUCAGUUUCAACUCUCAGACUCCUUAUAUUCCUUUCAAUUUGGGAGCCUUGUCAGCAAUGAGUAAUCAACAGCUGGAGGACCUCAUUAAUCAAGGAAGAGAAAAAGUUGUGGAGGCAACAAACAGUGUGACAGCAGUAAGGAUUCAGCCUCUUGAAGAUAUAAUUUCAGCUGUAUGGAAGGAAAACAUGAAUCUCUCAGAGGCCCAAGUACAGGCGUUAGCACUAAGUAGACAAGCCAGCCAGGAGCUUGAUGUUAAAAGAAGAGAAGCAAUCUACAAUGAUGUAUUGACAAAACAACAGAUGUUAAUCAGCUGUGUUCAAAGAAUACUUAUGAACCGAAGACUCCAGCAGCAAUAUAGUCAGCAACAACAGCAACAAAUGACUUAUCAACAAGCAACACUGAGUCACCUCAUGAUGCCAAAGCCUCCAAAUUUAAUCAUGAAUCCUACUAACUACCAGCAGAUUGAUAUGAGAGGAAUGUAUCAGUCAGUAGCUGGUGGUAUGCAGCCACCACCAUUGCAACGUGCACCACCCCCAAUGAGAAGCAAAAAUCCUGGUCCUUCCCAAGGGAAAUCAAUGUGAUUUUGCACUAAAAGCUUAAAAGAUUGUUAAAAUCGUAGAAAGAUCUUUUAUUUUUAUAGGAAUCAAUGACUUAACAGAACUCAACUGUAUAAAUAGUUUGGUCCCCUUAAAUGCCAAUCUUCCAUAUUAGUUUAAAUUUUUUUAAAUAGGGCAUAUCAUUUCUUCUCUGACAUUUGUCAGUGAUGUUGCCUAGAAUCUUCUUACACACAUUGAGUACAGAAGAUAUUUCAAAUUGUUUUCAGUGAAAACAAGUUCUUCCAUAACAGUAACAAUUUCAAGAUUUCCGCUCUAAAUUUUUAUGCCUGCUUUUAGCAACCAUAAAAUUUAUGAAUUUAGGAGAGAAUACAGAUUUAUAUAUUUGUUCUUUACAUAUAAAACACACAGCUGAGUUCUUAAAGUUGAUUCCUCAAAUUAUAAAAUACUUUUGUACUUAAUCCACUUCUUGAUUAAGUGAUUGAAUUGGUCUUAAUGUUCUUUUGACUGAAUAAUGAAACUGGGCUUCUGCUAUACAUCUCUGUGAAAGUUUAAAAAAAAGUAAGGAUUAUAUUUGACACAGAAUUGUGCAAUAUUCUUAAAUACUACUGCUCUAAAAUUAGGAGGAGUCUUGCAGUUAUGUUAACAUUAUAUAAGCAGCCUUAAGUACAACAUAAGAAGAGAAGUCCUUUUUCUUCUAUACUCCCUCUGCCAUUUUUUAUUUUCAGUUACACAUGCUGAAAUAAUCACUGGUAAAAUGUUCAGGUUGUGAGUUAUCUUCCACACGUGAAUUUUCUCUCUCCUGAGAUUAUAUAAGGACAUCUCAGUUGCUUUGUGUCAAUGCUAGUGCUUCAUCCUGUUGCUGGCAGUGGGAUAUGGAUAACAAAAGCAGGGUCUAGCAUUUUAGGAGGUUAAGACUAACUUGUGGCUGUUAAUGUUCACACAAAGUGGCAGAACUAUUGCUGACUAAGUUUACACGAGGAAUGUGUUUAAUAUUGACAGUUCCCAAUACUGUCAGUAUUGUGAAAUAAUUCCUCCUGAAGGAUCGCUGGCUUCUAUUCUCUUCUCUCAUCAUGUUCUUUCCCCCUCAAUUUCCCUAUGUUUUCUAAAAGAAACUGUUUCAAAAUUAAUUUUUUUAGUUUGUAUCCAUAAAGUAAUUUUCUGAUAAAAUUAGUUCAUCUAAUACCCCUUUAUGAAGUCUUACUAGAAAAUCAUUACAUUGUUGUUUUUCAUAAUUGAUGAGUGCAAAAUAACCCGUAAGUUUAUUUAUAUACAAUUUUGUUGCUUAACUUUCUUAAAGAAAAAAGAUUGCUAAACUGUGAGUCAACGUACCAUGAAAAAACAUUUUUUGAGAUGGUGAUAUCAUAGCUAAAAGAAACAGCUAAGGAAUUCCAGAAAUAAAGAAAACUGGGUAGAGGAUCUGCUCUAGGUAUAACUGAAGUUUAACAUUAGCAUAAACUGUUUUGGGUUAUUUAGAUGAUCAAUAGAUUUCCAUCUUUAUCUUGAAAGAACUAGUAAUAAAACAUUCAGGAACACUAGCUUUGUGAUACAGAAUUUCUAAGGUUUGGUGGUUCAACCCCACCCCCAACACCUUCCACCAGUGAGUUAUUAUUAGCAAAUUUGGAUACCAUUCCAGUCAUACAAUCAAAUUUAUUUACUGUGGGAGCAGCAUGUGUGUUUACUUUUAGAAGAAAUGAGGGGGAAGAAAACAGAUUUAUGAGAUACAUAUUUGAAGGCAGUAUACUCUGGCUGUUAUCUGUUGAUAUUUCUACAAGUCCAGAACACUUUACACGAUGCUUUACUGGGCCUGGGAACUUUCAACAUGGUUUAAUUAUUUACUUGCUCAAAGACAUAGAUGUGAAAAUUGUAGGCAAUUUUCACUAUGGAUGAAACUAUGGUUUAAAGGAUAAUAUAUAGAAGAAUUAAUUGGAAAUGAAAGAGUUUGAAAUAAAACUUGGACCACUUUGCAUACACUCUUAUCACUUGACAUUUUAGCUACAUAUAUGUACUUUGAGUAUAACAUCAAGCUUUAACAAAUAUUUAAAGACAAAGUCACAUCAAUAAGAUACUAAAAGACUCAUUUUUAUAUUUGUUUUAGAUGUUUUAAAUAGUUGCAAUGGCUUAAAAUGACGAUUUAAAAUGUUGCUUGUAAGACAGUUUUGCCUGCUAAAUUCUCCACAUUUUGUAACCUGUUUUAUUUCUUUGGGUGUAAAGCGUUUUUGCUUAGUAUUGUGAUAUUGUAUAUGUUUUGUCCCAGUUGUAUAGUAAUGUUUCAGUCCAUCAUCCAGCUUUGGCUGCUGAAAUCAUACAGCUGUGAAGACUUGCCUUUGUUUCUGUUAGACUGCUUUUCAUUUCCAUAUUGAGUAUCUUAAGUACUGUAGAAAAGAUGUCACUCUUCCUUUAAGGCUGUUUUGUAAUAUAUAUAAGGACUGGAAUUGUGUUUUUAAAAGAAAAGCAUUCAAGUAUGACAAUAAUACUAUCUGUGUUUUCACCAUUCAAAGUGCUGUUUAGUAGUUGAAACUUAAACUAUUUAAUGUCAUUUAAUAAAGUGACCAAAAUGU
Molecule: messenger RNA, 10365 nt
Organism: Erinaceus europaeus (western European hedgehog)
Lineage: Eukaryota; Metazoa; Chordata; Mammalia; Eulipotyphla; Erinaceidae
Gene: ATRX
Product: ATRX chromatin remodeler
Exons: 36
Coding region: 446-7831 (2461 amino acids)
Molecular function (GO): ATP-dependent chromatin remodeler activity; ATP binding
Source: RefSeq, a predicted model, not a curated record